GGAAGGGAACAGCGGAGCGGCGGUGGCGACGGCCAUCUUAGAGCUAACACGGUUACCGAAAACAUAUCUUCUGGAUUUUAUUUUCCUUGUGAGAGAACUAUUCGAGCUGACCGACGGGGACAGAAGAAGGUUUACUUUUGCCGUACCGUGUUUAAAAAAAAAACUCGAAUUCGGGAUGCAGUUCCGAAGGAAUAAACAAUUUGCAUCCGUUGUCGGACUGGUCCUCGGACUAUUAUGUGCGGUGGAGGCAGCUAAAGUUAAUAAGCACAAACCAUGGAUCGAGACAACGUACCAUGGAAUUGUCACAGAAAAUGAUGACAAAGUUCUCCUGGACCCACCGCUUAUUGCACUGGACAAGGAUGCACCACUGCGCUAUGCAGAGAGUUUUGAGGUGACCCUCACCAAAGAAGGUGAGAUUUGCGGCUUCAGGAUCCAUGGACAGAAUGUCCCUUUUGAGGCAGUGGUCCUGGACAAGUCUACUGGUGAAGGGGUCAUCCGGGCCAAGGACAAGUUGGACUGCGAGCUUCAGAAAGAGCACACCUUCACCAUUCAGGCCUACGACUGUGGCGAAGGCCCUGAUGGAGCCAACAUGAAGAAAUCCCACAAGGCCACCGUCCACAUUCAGGUAAAUGACAUCAAUGAGUAUUCGCCAGUGUUCAAGGAGAAGUCCUACAAAGCUACUGUUAUUGAGGGCAAGAAGUAUGACAGCAUCCUAAAGGUGGAGGCAGUGGACGCUGAUUGCUCUUUCCAGUUUAGCCAAAUCUGCAGCUAUGAGAUCGUCACCCCAGAUGUGCCCUUCACCGUUGACAAGGAUGGCUAUAUCAAGAACACAGAAAAACUCAGCUACGGCAAAGAGCACAUGUACAAGCUGACUGUGACUGCGUAUGACUGUGGAAAGAACAGGGCAUCUGAGGAUGUCCUGGUCAAGAUCAGUGUCAAGCCCACCUGCAAGCCUGGCUGGCAAGGCUUCAGUAAGAGGAUCGAGUAUGAACCUGGCACAGGCAGCCUGGCCCUUUUCCCCAGCAUGCACUUGGAGACUUGUGAUGAGCCAAUCACCUCUAUCCAGGCCACUAUCGAGCUAGAGACCAACCAUAUUGGAAAGGGCUGUGACCGAGACACCUAUUCAGAGAAAUCGUUGCACAAGUUGUGCGGUGCCAGCGCCGGCACUGUGGAGCUGCUGCCUGCUCCCAGCAGCUCUGCCAACUGGACAAUGGGGCUGCCCACCGACAAUGGGCAUGACAGCGACCAGGUGUUUGAGUUCAAUGGUACCCAGGCCAUCAAGGUGCCCGAUGGCAUGGUGAGCACCAGACUGAAGGAGCCUUUCACCAUCUCCGUCUGGAUGAGGCAUGGCCCUGGGGCCCACGAGAAGGAGACCAUUCUCUGCAACUCGGACAAGACAGAGAUGAACAGACACCACUACUCCUUGUACGUCCAUAACUGUAGGCUGAUUCUGCUGCUCCGCCAGGACCCAUCAGCUGCAGAGAACUACAAACCAGCCGAGUUCCACUGGAAACUGGACCAGGUGUGUGACAAAGAGUGGCACCACUAUGUGCUGAAUGUGGAGUUCCCCGCUGUGUCCCUGUUUGUGGAUGGGACCACCUUUGAGCCAUUCCUGGUCACAGAAGAUUAUCCCCUCCAUGCCUCCAAGAUUGACACCCAGCUCACCAUUGGUGCUUGCUGGCAAGGUGGCAAUGCUCGCAUGGUCCAGUUUUUCCGUGGAAAUUUAGCAGGGCUGAUGAUCCGUUCUGGCAAACUGGAGAACAAGAAGGUGAUCGACUGCCUUUACACCUGCAAGGAGGGCCUGGAUGUGCAGCUGCCCGAGGAAGUCGCUUCUGCUGUCAAGGUUGAGUUUAAUCCCAACCAGUCCUCUCUGACUGUGGAGGGUGACGACAUUGAUGCCUUUGACAAGGUCAUGCAGCACAUCUCCUAUCUCAACUCCCGUCAGUUCCCCACCCCAGGCAUCAGGCACCUCCGAGUCUCCACCAUUGUUAAAUGCUUCAAUGAGGAGACAUGUGUGACGGUGUCAGACACAGAAGGCUAUGUGAUGGUGCUACAGCCUGAGGAGCCUGAGAUUAGCCUGAGUGGCAUCGACCACUUUGCCCGCAGUGCUGCCGAGUUCGAGAGCCAGGAAGGCGUGACCCUGUUCCCGGAGUUGCGCAUCGUGAGCACCAUCACCCGGGAGGUGGAAGCUGACGAAGAGCCCGAGGUCUCUGAGGAUAACCCCACAGUCCAUGAGACAGUGGUGUCUGAAGAGAUCAUGCACAACCUUGACACGUGCGAGGUGACUGCUGUGGGAGAUGAGCUGGACGGGGAGCACGAGAGCCUGGAGGUGGACCUGGCCCAGCUCCAGCAGCAUGGCCUAGAGAUGAGUUCCUCCAACCUGGGCCUUGUCAUCACUGGUGUGAACACCAUGGCCAACUAUGAGCAGGUCCUUCACCUGAUUCGUUACAAGAACUGGCAUACUGAGGCUCUCUUUGACAGAAAAUUCAAGCUGGUCUGCUCUGAACUCAAUGGCCGCUACAUCAGCAAUGACUUCAAGGUCGAGGUGAAUGUGAUCCACACAGCCAACCCAAUGGAGCAUGCUAAUAAUGCCAUGGUUCAGCCCAACUUCAUCAACCCCAUUCACCAUGCCUCUGUGGAUCUCUCCGGACACAACUUAGUCAACGCGCACCAGGCCUCAGUGGUCCCCAGUGCUGCCACCAUCGUCAUUGUGGUGUGUGUCAGCUUCCUGGUGUUCAUGAUCAUCCUUGGAGUAUUUCGUAUCCGGGCGGCCCACCAGCGCACUAUGAGGGACCAGGAGAACGGCAAGGAAAACGAGAUGGACUGGGAUGACUCUGCCCUCACCAUCACUGUCAACCCCAUGGAGACGUACGAGGACCAGCACAGCAGUGAAGAGGAAGAGGAGGAGGAGGAGGAGAGCGAGGACGGCGAGGAGGAGGACGACAUCACCAGUGCUGAGUCGGAGAGCAGUGAGGACGAGGAAGGUGGAGAGCCCGAGGACCAGCAGGGGGCCAGCAGACAGCAGCAGCUUGAGUGGGAUGACUCCACCCUCACCUACUAGGACACUACCUGCUUAUACACCACACACAACACACACACACACACACACAUGCACAUCACAGCACAAGCUGCUCUGCAUACAUAAGCACCUCACACACACCACUCACUCCCACUCUCAUGAAAACCGCCCUUAGUAGGCUGCUCGAGCAGACACACACAGACAUGUUCCCAUACAUACUCCCUUGCAAAUUCCUUUCCA
Messenger RNA from Lampris incognitus (smalleye Pacific opah), 3259 nucleotides. RefSeq names its product calsyntenin 1 (gene clstn1). Gene Ontology annotation, molecular function: kinesin binding; amyloid-beta binding; calcium ion binding. Gene Ontology annotation, cellular component: cell surface; postsynaptic membrane. The coding region runs from base 176 to 3061 and encodes 961 amino acids. NCBI's taxonomy places the organism in Eukaryota, Metazoa, Chordata, Actinopteri, Lampriformes, Lampridae. The transcript is spliced from 18 exons. Gene Ontology annotation, biological process: positive regulation of synaptic transmission; positive regulation of synapse assembly; homophilic cell-cell adhesion. The record is from RefSeq and is a predicted model, not a curated record.